Messenger RNA from Ipomoea nil (Japanese morning glory), 1303 nucleotides. RefSeq names its product peroxisomal and mitochondrial division factor 2-like. NCBI's taxonomy places the organism in Eukaryota, Viridiplantae, Streptophyta, Magnoliopsida, Solanales, Convolvulaceae. The record is from RefSeq and is a predicted model, not a curated record. The transcript is spliced from 2 exons. Bases 106 to 921 code for a protein of 271 amino acids.
CACUUUAGAAAGAUUCGUUUAUUCUUAUUUUCACCAAGAGAAAGGAAAACCCUAAUCCCAUCUCGCAUUCUAUUCGGUCAGCGAUAUCCCAUAACGAAGUUCAUUAUGGCGGAUGAGUCGGCAACCAACGGAGAUGUAUUCGAUGAUGCUAAGAUCGGCGCAAAUGAUGACUCCCUGAGCCAGAAGCUUGCUGCGUCGGAGAAGGAGAACCGGGAGUUGGUUCGUGAAAACGAGGUCGUGAAGGAGAUAGAGGAGAAGCUGAAGAAGACAAUUGAGAAGCUGGAGAACGAGAGAUCCGAGUUGCGGAAGAAGGUGGAGAAGUCGGGGUCGGAGAAUAGGGCUCUGGGAUCGGUGGCUGCUCGAGCUUCUGAACUCGAGGGAGAGGUGGCUCGGUUGCAGCAUGAUCUGAUCACCGCCACGAAUACUUUGGCAGACGCUAAUUCUGAGGUGUCACAGUUGAAGGCAGCAUUGGAGGGGCUGAAAGCUAGUGAGGAAGAGAAGAGAUUGAAACUUGAAGCGGUUGAGGGGGAAAGGAAUCAACUAAUUGCGAAAUUGACAAAACUGGAGAGCAGUGAGAAUGAUCACAGGGCUGAAAUGGAAGCAAAGGAGCAGGAGAACAGAGUUUUAAUGAAGAAAAAUCAGGAUUUAGAGAAUGCCUCCCUUCUGGCGAAGGGGUUCGAUAAGGAGAUGGAGGAGUUGAGGAAGAGGUUGGGUGAGCUAGAGAAGAUGAAAAUAGAAUUGGAGGAAAAGUUGGAGGAGAAAGAAAGGGUGAUCCAUGAAAGGGCUGUUCAUGGAAGUGUGAAUGGGAUUAAAGAUUGUCAUCUUGGUGUUAAAAUGGAGUGGCCAGUUAUAGCAGGAUCUGCUGUUGCUACUAUUGCUGCAGUAUCUGUUGUGUUUUACCUGCAUCAGAAGAAAGCAUAGACCCAAUGAGGUUUUUUGUCUAACCAAGUUUUGAUAGUAUCAUCAUUAUUUUUGGCUUUAGUAUCAUCACUUUUACUUGAUUGUACUAGAUUGAAGUGUUCUUUUUGGUUGAAUAGUAAUAAUCAGAUAUACUUUGGAUGCUAAACUGCACUGGAUUGGAUGAAACGUUUUCCAGUUAGCAUUUGAAUCUUUUGAUUGACUUGCAAAACUUCUGUUUGUAGUUUGGGAUUAUCAUACACCUCUUUAAGGGUGUGGUUGUUAUACUUUGGAUGCUAAACUGUCCAGUUAGCAUUUGAAUCUUUUGUUUGUAGUUUGGGAUUAUCAUAUACCUCUUUAAGGGUGUGAUCGAUUCUAGUGAAAGAUCCUAGAUGGUAUGGAUGAA